AUGCUCGCAUAUACUAGCAAGGUCUUCUACAAAGUCGGCAAAACCAUGUAUCUUGAUGAACCACAUUGGGAGCCUGCUGAAGGAUCUGGAGUUGUGUUGCUGGGCAAUAACCCGAUCCGGAAGAUGGAAUACUAUCUAGACCAACAUCCUGAGAUAGCCUUCGCCACCUAUAAGGAGUAUCGGGAAGCCCCACCCGCCGGCUACAGCAGAAUGGAGACCAAAGAUGGCAUUUAUCGUUCUCCAAAACCUACGCAUGAAUAUCUCUCGCUGAUAGCACCUGAUAUGAUCGAAGCGGUCGAGGAAUUUGUUCAAGCGAUACCUCAAUUCAGCGACUAUUUCCCCUACUUCGAUUCUAGAAGGAAUAUAGUAGCACCCUAUCUUUUCAUGUACUACAGUGCACCAUUCCUACACGAAGUAGUACCAGAACCCAGAAUACCCAACCAAAACCUCAUCAAGCAGUUACACGCAGUAAUUCAAGACAGCUAUGGUGGCGAAUACCACUCAGCAAGGCUCCAAGCAGAUAAAGAUCAUAUUCAGAGCAAACUUAUUCCCAGAUACGGCCCUCUAGCUAAUCCUGGGUCUAGUCACAAACUGAAUACGUGGGUUUGGGAAGUUCCUGUGUGGUACUGGAAAUUCGACGGCACCUAUGCGAAACACGAAACUCGUGUAAACGUUGUCAUGUCUCUUGGCUACGAAGAAGAGUCAGUUGAGAUCAGAAAUCUCAACAAUUACCCUCUGCAGUAUGCGGACAAAGAAAUGAGAUUGCUCCUUGAGAAGAGAGGCAGGACAUUCUGGUCUCUCCGAAAUAGACGAUUUGUUUCAUACCUGCGCUCCGACGAAGAUGAGCUCCAUAACGUUGAAGACAGAUAUAUGGUCGACACAAAGGCGUAUAAGAUGUUGUUCCCAAAUUCGAAGAUCGCGCGAUUACAACUGAGGAACAGACUCAGCGCUACAAUUAUGGCACGCGACGAACCACCCGAAGAAGGCAAUGCGCUUUUGGUAGCUCCAUCGACGAUCAUGGCUCACAAUCUACAAGAGAAGCAGUGGAGAGAGCUUUUGGUUGAUCGCGUUACCGACAUAGUAUGGAACAAACAAGCCUUUGAGGAUCUAGUCGCCGAACCAGAGACCAAGGAACUGGUGCAAGCGCUUGUUAUGAAGAGAAUCAAUGCUAAAAAGUCGACUGACUUUGUAGCUGGUAAGGGAAAUGGACUCAUCAUGCUUUUGCAUGGAGCUCCUGGAACUGGCAAAACAUUUACAGCUGAGGGUGUCGCCGAAUUUGCAGAGAAGCCUUUACUCCGUGUGACUUGCGGAGAUGUAGGAACAGAUGCCGAAAUCGUUGACCAGCGACUUCGCGCUACAUUCCAGCUUGGAAGACUAUGGGACUGCGUUGUACUUCUGGACGAAGCGGAUGUGUUCUUGGAAGAACGUGACAUGAAAGAUCUCAAGAGGAACGCUCUCGUAUCUGUGUUUCUCCGCGCGCUCGAGUAUUAUGAUGGCAUCUUAAUUUUGACUUCAAAUCGCGUUGGCACCUUCGACGAAGCCUUCAAAUCUCGUAUACAACUCGCCCUGCACUAUGAAAAUCUCGGAGUCAUCCAACGUAGAAAGAUCUGGCGAAAUUUCAUUGAACGCAUGAGAACCCUUGAGGAAUACUCUGAUAGGGAUCUGGACGAGAUCCUCGACCAUAUUGAGGAGCUUGGUAGAGAGCCAAUGAAUGGACGAGAGAUUCGUAAUGUUAUCACCAUUGCGAGACAGUUGGCACAGUUUAGAGGGCCUCAGGAACGUUUUGGGUAUCCACAUCUCGAGCAUGCUAUUAAAGUGGCGAGCCGAUUUAGCAGGUACCUGAAGGAUAUGAGGAUGGACUUGACUGAUGAUAUGAUCAAGCAGGAUAAUGGGAUCAGAUUUUCAUAUACUGUGGUUCCGGCAGGUCUGGAAUGA
Alternaria arborescens is the source of this 1935-nucleotide messenger RNA. RefSeq lists its product as hypothetical. The transcript is spliced from 5 exons. The record is from RefSeq and is a predicted model, not a curated record. Lineage: Eukaryota; Fungi; Ascomycota; Dothideomycetes; Pleosporales; Pleosporaceae. Gene Ontology annotation, molecular function: ATP binding; ATP hydrolysis activity. The coding region runs from base 1 to 1935 and encodes 644 amino acids.